AGAAGAAGGCAAGGCAGCAUCAUAUAUCUCUUUCCAUCAAACAGAUUCAAGCGAAAGUUGGAAGCCAUGGAGAUGGAAUCCAUGGCCGCAUCCAUCGGGGUCUCCGUCCCCGUCCUCCGCUUCCUCCUCUGCUUCGCCGCCACCGUCCCUUUCAGCUUCCUCUGCCGCCUCAUCCCCCGCGGCCUCCCCAAACACCUCUACUCCGCCGCCGUCGGCCUCGCCCUCUCCUACCUCUCCUUCGGCUUCUCCUCCAACCUCCACUUCCUCGUCCCCAUGUUCCUCGGCUACGCCUCCAUGCUCCUCUAUCGCCCCCGAUGCGGCAUCCUCACCUUCUUCCUCGGAUUCGGCUACCUCAUUGGCUGCCACGUCUAUUACAUGAGCGGCGAUGCAUGGAAGGAGGGUGGCAUUGACGCCACUGGGGCUUUAAUGGUUUUGACGCUCAAGGUUAUCUCGUGCGCGGUUAAUUACAACGAUGGAUUAGUGAAAGAGGAGGCUUUGCGUGAGGCGCAGAAGAAGUACCGUUUGAUUAAGCUACCUUCGCUCAUUGAGUACGUUGGUUACUGCCUCUGCUGUGGGAGUCACUUUGCCGGUCCUGUUUAUGAAAUGAAGGAUUAUCUUGAUUGGGCUGAAGGAAAGGGGAUUUGGAGCACUGAAGCAAAAGGACCAUCCCCGUCUCCUUAUGUGGCGACCGGCCGGGCUCUUCUCCAAGCUGGGAUUUGCAUGGCCAUGUAUUUAAACCUUGCGCCUCAUUAUCCUCUGUCCAAUUUUACUAAUCCUUCGUACCGAGAAUGGGGUUUCUGGAAAAAAUUAAGUUACCAGUACAUGUCUGGCUUCAGUGCACGCUGGAAAUAUUAUUUCAUUUGGUCAAUUUCAGAAUCAUCAAUUAUCAUCUCUGGCUUGGGUUUCAGUGGUUGGACUGAUUCAUCCCCGCCCAAGCCACGCUGGGACCGGGCCAAAAAUGUAGAUAUAUUAGGGGUUGAGUUUGCGAAGAGUGCAGUUGUGAUUCCAGCUGUGUGGAAUAUACAAGUCAGCACCUGGCUCCGUCAUUAUGUUUACGAGAGGCUUAUUCAGAAUGGGAAGAAACCAGGCUUCUUUCAGCUACUUGCUACCCAGACUGUUAGCGCUGUUUGGCAUGGCUUGUACCCUGGAUACAUAAUAUUCUUUGUCCAGUCUGCAUUAAUGAUUGCUGGUUCCAGAGUCAUUUACAGAUGGCAGCAAGCUGUGCCUCCAACAAUGGCUCUGGUUAAGAAUGUCUUGGUGUUUAUGAAUUUUGCUUAUACACUUUUGGUUCUAAACUACUCUUGCAUUGGUUUCAUGGUGUUAAGUCUGCAUGAAACUCUUGCCUCCUAUGGAAGCGUGUAUUAUGUUGGAACUAUUCUUCCUAUUGUUAUGAUUCUUCUUGGUAAGGUAAUCAAACCUGGAAGGCCUGCCAGAUCUAAAGCUCGGAAAGAAGAGUGAGGUAGAUGAUGCUGUUUAUUCUUGUUGGAAUUUUUGAAACCACAUUAGGGUACUGCUGGAGAAUGGAUUUCCAGUUUUCACAGGUUUUCCUCCCAUGGUUUUUAACCUCUUGUAACAGCUCCUUUGGUCUUGAAAAUGGUUGGUCCUUUUCAUACUCUUGGCUUUAGCAUUGAAUUGUAUUUCUGUGAUUAGAAACAUCUUGUUGGAAAGUUUGAUAAAAGCAGUUAUUGAAGAAAUAUGAGAAACAUUUAUAUUUAUGUGA
Messenger RNA from Cajanus cajan (pigeon pea), 1720 nucleotides. Its product is annotated as lysophospholipid acyltransferase 1. NCBI's taxonomy places the organism in Eukaryota, Viridiplantae, Streptophyta, Magnoliopsida, Fabales, Fabaceae. Gene Ontology annotation, molecular function: acyltransferase activity. Gene Ontology annotation, cellular component: membrane; endoplasmic reticulum. Gene Ontology annotation, biological process: phospholipid biosynthetic process; triglyceride biosynthetic process; lipid modification. The record is from RefSeq and is a predicted model, not a curated record.